AGUGACCCCAACGCGACUUACUACAACUCCUUCAAGCCCCAAGCGACAAAAGUUCUUUUUGAUUGUUUCGGUUCUUCUUUUCUCUUUUCUUCCGUCUUGUAGGCAGUCAUGACCCUAAUGUCGCAUAUCCGGCGGCGGUCGUCACUCGCUGUUAGUAAGUUCAAUACAAUACUUAACUUACCAACUUUACUUACCUAAACGUCACUCCUAUGGUUUUUAUUUUUCCUUUUUCUCUUUCUUUUUUUUGCCUAAUUUCAUUUCCUCUCAACGUCAUUUCCCUGCCCUCUUCUUUUCUUCCCCUCCUUUUACCUCUCGAACUCUCUUCUUUCUCCCAAAUACUUGGCACAUACAUAUCCACUCAUACACACCCUUUACACUUACAUACUUAUUACUUACAUACAUAUAUCUGUAACCGUUCAUCGACGGAUGAACCUAAUAUUGUGGCCGGGGAUGACGACACCGAACCCGACCAGGGCAAUGUCCUGUCGCAUAUUAUCAGCCAGCUCCGCCCGGGAGCUGAUUUGAGUCGGGUCGUACUGCCCACUUUUAUCCUCGAGCCCCGGUCUAUGUUGGAGCGGAUUACCAACUUUAUGGCUCAUCCGGAAACCCUUCUACCCAUGCCCACUGUUGAUGAUCCGCUCGAACGCUUCGUUUCCGUCGUCAAGUUUUACUUGAGCGGUUGGCACAUCAAGCCUCCAGGUGUGAAGAAACCGCUCAAUCCGAUCCUCGGAGAAACCUUCACCGGCUACUGGAAGUAUCCGGAUGGCACCUACGGAUAUUAUAUCGCCGAACAGACAUCCCACCAUCCUCCGAAGUCAAGCUACUUCUUUAUGGCCCCCGAGCACAAUAUCCGGAUAGAUGGGACGCUUAUACCGCGGAGUAAAUUCUUGGGCAACUCGGCGGGAAGCAUGAUGGAGGGAAUUGCCAUUUUGCGCUUCAUGAACCGCGGUUCGAAUAAGGAGAAGGGCGAGCGAUACAUCUUAACCCAGCCGAAUAUGUACGCCCGGAACAUUCUGAUUGGGAAGAUGAAAUACGAGCUUGGCGACCACAGCUACGUCAGAUGCCCGGAGAACAAUCUUGUUGCCGAUAUCGAGUUCAAGACCAAGGGAUACUUCUCUGGUACCUAUAAUCAGAUUGGGGGGACGAUCAAGAACAGUGAGACCAACGAGGUAUACUACGAACUGUCCGGCCUUUGGAAUCAGGAGAUGUACAUUACAGACGUCAAGACCCAUAAGAAAGAGCUUCUAUUCGACGCAACUAAGGCAAAACCUACCCCUCCUUCGGUGCGGCCCAUCGAACAGCAAGGCGAGCGCGAGUCGCAACGGUUGUGGCAGAGUACAGUCAAAGGGAUUUUAGACCGGAAUCACGACGUGGCUACGGAUGAAAAGACUAAGAUCGAAGAUCGCCAACGAGAAGAGGCAGCCAAGCGGACCAGUGAAGGAGUUGAAUGGCAUCCGAGACUCUUCCGUCGAGUCCAGGGAGGUCCCGGUGGGCCAGACGAGGGAGAGGAGGACCUCGACUGGAUUAUCAACGCACAAAUCAACCCGCAUGACCCUCAACUGGCCGCCAAGCAAAUCCUAUCCAUUGCCCCGAUUCUGGAGGGCCAGAGCGAGUCCUCUCAAUUUCAAAUCCCACCGCACAAGCGGGAGCAUGAGGAUGCUCCAUCUGAUCAGAACGGCGCAGGCCCGAGCGCGGAUCAGCCCCCCCCUUCUGGAGGGGAACCCCUCGAAGAGGUACAGCGCAAAGAUACCCGAACAUCCGACGUCGACACCUUCGUGGACGCCAAGCCGUGACCGUAUUUUCAUAGCGAAUAGAUGUGACUCACAUCUAGAUUGCUUGGUUUAAAGUCGAAUGACCGCAUCUCGACCAAAACGCGGGUCUCGGAGGGACAUUGCGAUCACAAAAAGCAAGAGGGAAAAAGGAAAAAAAAAGAAAAUGGUAGCGCAACCCGGAGUCACAGACGUAGUUAAACCGCGAGGACGGAGCAAAUGAAAUGACGGACUGACCGGACCGUACAUCAAGAGGUACUCUCGGACGGCCGUAUGACUCCAGGCCUUAUCGUUCAACGCCAGGUUUUGAUUGAUUUGCCCUACCGAACCUCUACUGGAUACCCGAUUGAAAUAUUCUGUCUUUAUGUUUAGUAUAUCACAUGGGGGGGGGAAUAAAAGGGUUGGUUGGUUGGCAUAAAUAUAGGAGUACAAGAAGGACGGACGGAUGGGAGCAUAUACUUUGUCGGAUGUGCAGAAGUGGCUUUUCUAAUAUGCAGUCGCAAAGAGUCUAUAUACUUUCAUUAA
This is a messenger RNA of Aspergillus alliaceus, 2294 nucleotides long. Its product is annotated as OSBP family protein. The record is from RefSeq and is a predicted model, not a curated record. Lineage: Eukaryota; Fungi; Ascomycota; Eurotiomycetes; Eurotiales; Aspergillaceae. Bases 210 to 1793 code for a protein of 527 amino acids. Gene Ontology annotation, molecular function: sterol binding. Gene Ontology annotation, cellular component: cortical endoplasmic reticulum; intracellular membrane-bounded organelle; membrane. The transcript has 8 exons.